AAACAUUGUUCUAAUUUGUGCAGAAGAAAAAACAAUGGUGUGAUUCCAGAUUUUUAUUUACAACAUCUUUAAACAGAACCUGCAAUAACUUUCCAAAUUACCCUGAAGACUGUUUAUAUUUAGAACAUUGAGUUAGCUUAAGAUAGUUUACAGUUUGCUAGUGGAAAAUGCCAAUGUAUCGAGAGAGAAUCAAAAGACGGAAUUAACUAUUUAUUUUAAAUUAUCUAAUUAGCUCAUCCAUUUUUAUUGCUUUAAGUUAAAUUUUAGUAAACAAAAUGAUAUUAUAACAAAAUAUUUAUUCAGCUUACAAAAUUAUUUACGCUAUGCUAGAGUGCUUCUUUGGAUAUUGUGUCUGAUGGAGAAUUAUGGACAAUAUGGCGUCCAACGUAACGUUACGCAGCACCAAGCAAAGGAAAGACAACCUCAUUGCGAGGAAACAGGACAAGAGUCCGGAAAAGACGAUCCGGGGGACCAGGGGAGCGUACCGAGGCAUACCGUCUACGUCCAAACGUGAUGAGGACCAGGAGACCAGCACGACAGAGAGAAUGGACAGGCCGAAGAAGUUCAUACAGAAGAGUCAUCUGGGAAAGAGGCCGGAUUUCUCGCUGAAGAACAGAAAUGUGCACCUUGCUUCUUCACGUUAUGGACAGAUGACGUCUGGCCUCCACGGCCACGGGCACCAGAUCUCGCAGCCGGCGCACCACCUCGACUCCACGGUAUUACCGGCCAAGGAGAAGACCGUACAUGGGAAGGAGAAGACUUUCAAGGUGGUGGUAGGCAGCGAGGUGGGCGUGAUGAAGGCGCCGGUGCUGGGCGCGCGGCCCUACAACGCGCUGGCCAUCAUACACACGCAGCAGAGCAACACCUUCGACAUGCUCAACUCGCUCACCACCAGCGUGGCGUCCCAACCGGUGGUGGGCGGGUAUAGGCGGCGUAGCUCCGGCCAGGGCCCGCUGUGCGACCCCGAGCUCGACGACAGCGGCAAUAAGCUCGUCGCCCGCCUCGAAGACGACGCCUUCAUCUCCGAGCAGGAUCUGGAAGACACCAUUAACAUAGCGACGAAGAAGGGUCUACCGCACACCGACGUGGGCGAAACCGACGCCACGGGGGAUGAGCAGCCGCAGGAACAACAGAAUGGUCUGGAGUACGGUCCCAUCUACGAGCUGGAGAAACUGACGGAUAAAGACAAGGAGAAGGCGGACAAAGAAGAUGAAGAGGAGCCCAUCGGAGUCUCGCCCUGCGGCAGGUUCUUUAAGUACGAUAAGGAGGUGGGUCGCGGGUCGUUCAAGACGGUAUACCACGGUCUCGACACGCAGACCGGCGUAGCUGUGGCCUGGUGCGAGCUGCUGGAGAAAAAGCUGAACAAGACGGAGCGACUUCGGUUCCGCGAGGAAGCGGACAUGCUGAAGAAGCUGCAGCACCCCAACAUCGUGCGCUUCUACAACUACUGGGAGGGCACCGUCGCCAAGAAGAAGAACAUCGUCCUCAUCACAGAGCUUAUGGUCUCCGGCACGCUUAAGACGUACCUGCGGCGGUUCAAACGGAUCAAGACAAAGGUGCUGAAGUCGUGGUGUCGGCAGAUUCUGAAGGGCCUCAACUUCCUGCACUCGCGCACGCCCCCCAUCAUACAUAGAGAUCUGAAGUGCGACAACAUCUUCAUCACGGGCACGACCGGCAGCGUCAAGAUCGGCGACCUCGGCCUUGCCACGCUCAAGAACAGGAGCUUCGCCAAGUCCGUUAUUGGCACGCCAGAGUUCAUGGCGCCGGAGAUGUACGAGGAGCACUACGACGAGUCGGUGGACGUGUACGCGUUCGGCAUGUGCAUGCUCGAGAUGGCCACCGGCGAGUACCCCUACAGCGAGUGCAGCGGCCCCGCCCAGAUCUACAAGAAGGUCGUCUCGGGGGUGAAACCGCAGAGCUUGGAGAAGGUGACGAUACCGGAGGUGAAAGACAUCAUUGAGUCUUGUAUACGACCCAACAAAGCCGAUAGGCCGAAAGUCAAAGAUUUGCUGAACCACGAGUUCUUCGGCGAGGACAUCGGGCUGCGGCUGGAGAUCGUCGGUCGCGACCUCGUCACCUGCUCCGACAUCACCAAGAUACAGUUCCGCCUGAAGAUCAUUGACCCUAAGAAACGGCUGAACACGCACAAGGAGAACGAGGCGAUCCAGUUCGAGUUCGACGUGGAGCGCGACGACUGCGAGGAGGUGGCGACCGACAUGGCCAAGGCGGGCCUCAUCAUGGAGGAGGACGCGCGCAUCGUCACCAAGCUGCUCAAGUCGCAGCUCAUCAGCCUCAACAGAGAGCGGAGCGAGAAGAAAGUUCAGAUGCUGUUCAACCAGGAGCUGAUCACCGAACAGAACCGCCAGCAGCAGCAGAUGUUGUUGGAGCAGCAGCUCAGACAGGUGAAGAUGAUCCAAAGUCAGCAAGGUGGUCCAGUAGAUCAGGUGAAGGGGGGGUUACUGAAUGGAGUCGGCGCGCAGCCCACGCUCGCCGCUGUGCAGCUAGAUCAACAAUCGCAACUAUUGCAAGCCCAGCAACAAUUACUCCAACAGCAGUUCCAACAACAUCUCACCAACGAGGAGAAAGCCAUUAAACUUUUCCAACAUAACCUUAUGCAGGCUAGAAUGUCACCAUGUCUGUCCGCCGACCAACAGCUGCUGCACCAGCAGCACCAACUCCUCGAGCAGAAUAUUAAACAACAAGUUAUCAUGGAACAGAACCUCUUGAACCAGCAAAUGUUCGACACCGUGCAGAACCACAACUACAUCGAGCACCAGAACCAACAGACGCUUGAGCCGCAGCAGCAGCUGCAGCAGAAUCUGCUCGGCCAGCAACUCGCCGGCGACCUCAGCACCCAAAACCAGAUGCAGCAGAUCAUCCAGCAGCAGCAGAACAUCAUCGCGCAGCAGGCCGCUACCAUACAGCAAAAGCAGUUGGAGGAGCAGCUCACUCAGGACAGCAUGGCGGCCGGCCCACAGCCCAACCUCGCCGCGGGCCAGAUGCUCGACCCCUCGCUGCAAAACCUCCAGAACAUCUUGGCGCAGAUCAUACACAGGCCGGAAACUAUGCAACCGAGGAAGGAUUCGGAGACCGAGGCGGUGCAGCAGCAGCAGCAGCAGCAGCAGCAGAUGCAGUCGCAGCAGAUGCAGCAGCAAGUCAACAACCUGGCAGAGAAUUUGGACGUGCAUCAGAACAACCAAAUGGAGCAGGAGGCUAUGCAACAGCAGAAUAAUCUUAUGAAUACUCAAAUGCAACAGCAAGCUAGUCAAAUAAAUUAUCAACAGAAUCAACAAUAUUUUCAUCCUAAUAUUCUAUCGGCGGCGGUCGAUCCGGCGAUAUUCGCUCAACAGCAGCAGGUGGCUCAGGCGCAGCAUCAAGUCGCACAGGCGCAGCAACAGCUCAACAUGCAGAAGCAGAUGCUAGCGCAGCAGCAGUUUGUUCUCCAACAGCAGCUGAUUAAUCAGCAGCAACUUCAGAUGCCGGGGCAGACGCUCUCCCCGCAGCAUAUCAGGACUCUGCAGCAGCAGCAGUAUUUAGCGCAGCAGGAGCUCCAACUGCAGACCCAGCAAAAUUUAAUAGAUCAACAAAAUCUAGCGCUCCUGGCUCAGAAGCAGCAGCUCAUGGGCCAGCAGCAGCAAAAAGUGGAGGAGCUGCUGCGCGCGCAGAGGCCGAUGUACACGCGGCAGGGCUCUGAGCAGAGCCAGGUGAGCGCCGUAGACGCGCACGACCAGCAGAACCUGCUACCCGACCACUACCAGCAGAAGCCACAGCUCCAGCAGCAGAUAUCCAUCGAUCGGCUCGGCCACUACCACACUCUCGUACAGAAGCAGCAGUCCGACGAGCAGCAACAGCAGCAGCAACAGCAGUACAAGCACCUACAGGGCCAGUCACUUCCGCAUAAUGCGCUGCCGCAGGGCUUCACGUUGCAGCAGGGCGAGCGGCAAAUAUCUAGUCACGAGGGCACACCUGUGCAGAAUUUCACGACGAACCCGUUGCAGGUGUACCAACAGCGCCAGGUGCAGAGCCUCGCCUACCCCGAGCCUGCGCCCAGUUCGCAACCGCCCGCCUCGCACUACCAACCGGUGGAGGGUGUCCUGGCGAUGGCGCCGACGUCACAGCCACCCGCGUCCCAUUACCAGCCCAUGGAGAACGUCCCGGCGUCCGUUCCAGCCUCGCAGCCCCCCGCCUCCCUCUACCAGCCGGUGGAGGGCGCUCCGUCAUCGGUGCCGAGUUCUCAGCCGGCCGUCUCGCACUACCAGCCCGAGGGUGUUCCGGCGCCGGUGCCCAGCUCGCACUACCAGCCGGUGGAGAGCGUCCCGGCGUCGCUGCCCGCCGUCCCGCCUGAGUCCGCACCGCAGCCCGCCCCGCCGCCCGCCGACGCCGUCCCGCAGCAGCUGAACAUCCCGCCGGAUGAGAAUGGCCUCGCCGCCAACACGCAGAAGGAGCAGUUCCACACGCCCAUGACGGAGUUCCCGUCCGGCGCGACGCACCUGGAGUCCAUCCGCCCGCCCGAUCUCACCUCGGUGGAGGAAAAACUGGGGGAGAGCCAACAGGAAGUCGGUACCGCGAUACCUUCGCCGAUAGCCGCCGAGAAGAAGUCGCGCGGGUCGAAGAAGCGGUCGCGCGACAAGGACAAGCUGCCGCGGCUGAGCGUGCUGGCGGUCAGCGACAACGCUACCGUGGUGGAGUGCCAGCUGGACUCCAAGUCCAAGACGGUGACGUUCAAGUUCCACGUGCCAGAUGUGAACCCGGAGGACCUGGCGGGGAACCUGGUCAGCAACGACCUGCUGCCGGAGUGGCAGCGCGGCGCCUUCACUGAGCUGAUCCGCGACAUCGUGCGACAGCUGCAGGCGGACCCCGCCGCCGCUGCGUCACUAGUGGGGCCAGCCACGCUGCACGCGUUACGUCUCAACAUAGACAAGAGCGAUUACGACUCGGAGACGACGGAGCGCGAGGAGAACCUGACGGACUCGAACCAGGACAACUCGGAGUGCACCACGCCCACCGCGUCGCAAGACAUCACGCUGGCGGAGCUGGAGCCCGAGCCCGCCCCCCCGCAGCCCGAGCCCCGCCCCGAUCGCGCGCACGACACGCUCGCCAGGAAGAUCAGCACCGCAUCGUCUAUAGGUUCAAAUCAAUCCGACGGCGGGCCUAUGGCGCCGGACCGCGCCGGUAGCACGGACUCCAACGGAGAGAAGAAGUCACAGAAGCCAUCCCGAAAGAUAUCGAGAUUUCUAGUCAGCCCCGUCGUGGAUCGCGGCGAGGCGGUGCCCGAGGAGCGGCCCGCGCCCGCCGCCGAGCCCCCCGCGCCCGAGCCCCGCGACCCGCCCCGGGAUCCGCUCCGGGAUGCACUCGUCAACGGCGUGCUGGAGCCCGAGCCGGCGCCCGUGCCCGCGGCCGCACCGCCCCCCGCUGCGCCGCCCCGCGUGCCCGAGCCCGUCGCGGUCGCACCCAAACCAGUCUCGCAAGCCAUUCCCUCGGAAAACCUAGUUCCUACUCACCAGUAUUCCCUGCCGUCGCAUGCGCCGCAGACUGUCACCGACCACCGGCCGGUGGAGCUGAAGCAGGCGGCGAGCGAGCCGGCGAGCACGGCGUACGCGCCGCCCCUAGCCGCGCCCGCGACCGCCCCCGCCCCCGCGCCGCCGCUGCCUUUCCCGAGCGCGGUGGCUCCGGGUCUGCUGAACGGUGCGGCGCCGGCGAACCUGGCCAGCCUCACCACGCCGCUGCAGAUCGCUACGGACACGCCGCUGCUGGGGCUGGGCGCGGCGGGCGUGGCGCUGGGUGCGGCGCCGGCGCUCAUGCCGCUGGCCCCGCCCACGCUCACGCCCACUGCUGUAGUCACCGAUCCAGCUGCCACCGCCAACGCUGAGAACAUUCAGAGAAUGCUUCUCAAACAGAAUAUUUUGAACCAGCAGCAGAACCUGUCGGGCCCCAACCUGCUGGGUCUGCUCAACCCGCCGCACUACCCGCAGCCCGACCUCGCCCUACACAACAACUUGUUAGCCACGCCCAACGCGCCGCCGCUGCCGCGCCUGCCGUACGCGCCCUACUACCAGCCCAUGCUCGCAACUGCCAACGACCUUAUAGCUCAACAACAAGCUUUACAGACUUCAGUGAGUCAGCUCACGCAGCCGAUGGGCUCGUUUGGCCUGGGUUUGGGCCUGGGUGCGCCGCUUCAGUCCGGCCUCGCCGCGCAGAACCUAGGCCUUCAACAGAACUUAGGUCUGCAGCAGAAUCUAGGCCUCAACCAGAACCUCAUGGGCCAGAAUCUUGGACAGUCAUUAGGUUUAGCGGGUCAGAAUCUAGGUCUAAGCGGACAGAAUCUCAUGGGUGGGCAGGGUCUGGGCUUGGGCGGGCAGGGGCUUGGGCUGGGCGGGCAGAACCUCGGACUGAUGGGACAAAAUCUGGGCUCGCUGGUGGCACAGCGGGCGGUGCACCACGCGCUCGCCAGGCGACACGUUGACAUGGAUAUGGGUAUGACGAACGCGAACUCUACGGGCUCGACGCAGCCCAGCACGCCCAACAAGAGCCAGUCAUACAACGAGUACAUGAUGUCGCUGCAGAACAAACUCUCCUCUAUAUCCAACAGCGGCCCCGUGUCCCCGCAGUCGCCGAUGGAGUACAGCCCCGCGCUGUCGCCGACGCAGCGGCAGAUGCACGCGUUGGCGGGACACAAGCUGAUCCAGCGCGACGCGGUAUCGGAGCACGGCGGCACGCUGGAGGGGGAGGCGGAGGUGGAGGGUGGGUCGCACGCGCAGCGCCUCGCACACCUUGACCACGAGCUCAGCAAGAUCAGCCUGCACUACAAACACGCGCCCGCCAAGGAUGUGUAUACCGAAGACCACAGCGCUACAGAGCAUGAUCUGCUGGAGGCGACGUUGAACGACAGUGCUGUGGAUACGUAUGAAGAAGUGGGCGUGGAGCGUGGCGGUCGGCGCUUCAGAGUGGCGCGCGCGGCGCCGCUACGCAGCUACGCCCUGUGUCGACUGCUGCCUGAGAUGCAAGGCAAGGACAAGUUGGAGGCGUCGGCGUCGCAGUACGAGGGCGGGGACGAGCUGUCGAUGGACAACGCGUCCGCGGACACGAGCGGCGAGGAGGAGGACGCGCACACGUACGUGCUGACGGACCGCGCGCGCGCACGCACCUACGUCAUCGACGACGCGUUCGGCACGCGGCACACCAUCCUAGACCCCGCCCCUUACGUGCAGAGCGACAGCAGGCCGAGUCCCACGGAGGCGGACGAGACCCGCAGCUACCUGAUCGUGGACGCGGCGCGUGACAUGACGUGCACCGUCAUCGACCGCGCGCUGCGGCUCACCGACGACGAGGGGUUCGCGGAGUUCGCCGAGGGGCGGCACCGGCCCCCCGCCCCGCCCGCCGGCGCCUCCCCUCUGGGGGAGGAGCUGGCGCGGUGGCGGGCCGCCGCCCCCGGCCCGACGCCCGACGCGCGCCUGCUGCGGGACGUGCGCGCCGCCGACCUGCUCGCCGACCUCUACAUCGAGGAGGCGCUCACGAACAAAGCGCUGGUGCAGGCGGUGGUGCUGCUGGCCGUGCGCCGCUCAUGACGACCGCGCGAGUGAUCACCGUGUACCUUAUAUUUAUAUUUAUUUAUCAAGUGUAACAUAUAUCUAUAUCAUUACUCGUAAAUAAAAUAUUCAUAUGUGAUAUCCGA
Messenger RNA from Aricia agestis (brown argus), 7672 nucleotides. It is a transcript of the gene Wnk, whose product is annotated as serine/threonine-protein kinase WNK1-like. The coding region runs from base 366 to 7565 and encodes 2399 amino acids. The record is from RefSeq and is a predicted model, not a curated record. Gene Ontology annotation, molecular function: potassium channel inhibitor activity; protein serine/threonine kinase activity; ATP binding. Gene Ontology annotation, biological process: intracellular signal transduction; positive regulation of sodium ion transmembrane transporter activity; protein phosphorylation. NCBI's taxonomy places the organism in Eukaryota, Metazoa, Arthropoda, Insecta, Lepidoptera, Lycaenidae. The transcript has 33 exons. Gene Ontology annotation, cellular component: cytoplasm.